UGACCUAAGUGAUGAGACGGGAGCUGGAGAGAUUGAGGGAGUUAUUCCAAGUACCUGGCUCACAAUGACCAAGCUGAAAACGAUAGAUCUGUCGGGUCACUCCAAGUUCUGCAAGGACUGGCACAGGAUUGUGUCGUACAAGAUUAUGGCCAACUACAACAUCCGCGGUGGACACGCCGGGUGGACAUUUCCGUACAAGGAUGGGCAUGGUCCCAGCCGACAGGGUGUGACCAUUACCGAGCUAAAUGCGUUUGGAUGGCAGUGGUACGACGACAGGAAUGGCGAGGCCGGCUACACGCGUGUUAUUGCAC
Messenger RNA from Astrephomene gubernaculifera, 311 nucleotides. NCBI's taxonomy places the organism in Eukaryota, Viridiplantae, Chlorophyta, Chlorophyceae, Chlamydomonadales, Astrephomenaceae. The record is from the annotation of a GenBank genome assembly.